GCAAAGGUUCAUUGAGCUAACCCUCCGACAGAUGGCAGUGGCAUAGCGCUCCCAAUGCUAUCGUUUCACUUAUUUCUUCCAUUUCUCCCAUCAACUUCGGCAUUACAGAACCGGAAGGAGCUGCUUGCAAGUGUCAUAAAGCGAAACCUUAGUGGAUCAACCUGGAAGUUCUGUGUUAGCCUACACUUCCCCACGUCCUAUGCCUACGUCGAUCGGUGAAAUAUUUCAUGAAACUGGUGAAGCUGGUCAUAUUUCAAGCAUGUAACGGAAUAAUUUAAGACACCAAUAUUUUAGUAAGCUGGAACGAUUCAUCCCAAUCACCACCGUCUUUAACUGGGAGGUAUUUUCAGAAUUACAUUCUGGUCUGGAUUCCUGUUGAGUGUGUGUGAGUGAUGCCUGCAGGGUCGAGCAGUGACUGUCCUCACCUGGAGUGCGUUGGUGAGAUCACCAAAGAGGAGCUCAUCCAGAAGUCUCACGGCCAGUGCCAGGACUGCAAAGUUGGUGGACCAAACCUCUGGGCUUGCUUAGAGAAUGGCUGUGCCUACGUGGGCUGUGGAGAGUCCCAUGCUGACCACAGCACUGUCCACUCUCAGGAGACGCGGCACAACCUGACGGUGAACCUGACCACGCUGAGGGUGUGGUGCUAUGCCUGUGGGAAGGAGGUGUUCCUGGAGCGCAAGCUGGGCCCGCGCUCUCCUGCACCCAGCACCAAGCCCCUCUCCCCCCUACCGACACCCAGUCAGGGGAGCAGGGUGCCUGGCAGCCCCACCUCCCUCAGGGUGCAGUCAGCGGGACCCUGUGAAGACCUGGACAUGGAGACGGAGGAGGAGGACGACAUCCGUGCUAGAGGUCUGACGGGUCUGAAGAACAUUGGGAACACCUGCUACAUGAACGCAGCACUGCAAGCCCUCUCUAACUGCCCUCCUCUGACCCAGUUUUUCCUGGACUGUGGGGGCCUGGUGAGGACUGACAAGAAGCCAGCGCUCUGCAAGAGCUACCAGAAGCUGGUUGGAGACCUGUGGCAUAAGAGCAGGCCCUCCUAUGUUGUGCCCACAAAUGUCUUCCAGGGAAUCAAGUCAAUCAAUCCCAUGUUCAGAGGAUACUCCCAACAGGACUCCCAGGAGUUCCUGCGCUGCCUGAUGGAUCAGCUGCACGAGGAGCUGAAGGAGACCAUCCCCGAACCCGAUGACCAUAGCGGCUCCAUGAUGACCAUGGACGAGGGCUUGGCUGAGGACAGCAGCGACAGCCGCAGCCAAUCUGACAAUGACUUCCAGUCCUGCGAGUCGUGUGGCAGCAGCGAGCGGGCCGACAGCGAUGCGGCGGGGGACAUGGGUACGGGCAUGGGCACGGGCACGGGCGGUAUCGAAGGUCACGGCCCAGACGAGCCCAACGAGGCAGAACUGCUGAUCCCGGACGAGGCGCAGGCCAACCGGCACUGGCAGAAGGAGAAAAACCUGAUCAACGACCUGUACCGCGCUGGCUCCCACACCGACCUGGACAAGGACGUGGACACGGCCAGCGAGCCCACACCAAUCAUCAGCAGCCAGGGAGCCAUCAAGAGCCGCAACGCAGACGCCUGUACAGAGUCGCAGGUCAGCUACAACCCCCGGCCCCAGAGCCCCAGCCCCUCGGACACCAUGCUCCCCAAGACCUCCAGCAGCCCCCCCAAAUCGGCGGCCUUGUGGCCCAGCCUCGCCACUGCUCACAAGAAAGUGCCCUUGUUUGCCCCGCCCAAGAAUAAGCGUCAGAGGAAAUACCGCAGCGUAAUCUCAGAAGUCUUUGAUGGCACUAUUGUCAGCUCGGUGCAGUGUCUGACCUGCGACAGAGUGUCCGUCACCUUGGAGAACUUCCAGGACAUCUCACUGCCCAUCCCGGGGAAGGAGGACCUGGCCAAACUGCACUCGUCCUCCCACCAGACGGCCCUGGUGAAGGUGGGCUCCUGUGGCGAGGCCUAUGCCCCGCAGGGCUGGAUCUCCUUCGUCAUGGAGUACAUCAAGAGCUGGUUCUGGGGGCCUGUAGUGACUCUACAGGAUUGUCUUGCUGCCUUCUUUGCCAGAGAUGAGCUGAAGGGAGACAAUAUGUACAGCUGUGAAAAAUGCAAGAAGUUACGGAAUGGGGUCAAGUUCUGCAAAGUGCAGAGUCUGCCCGAGAUCUUAUGCAUUCACCUGAAGCGCUUCAGGCACGAGCUGAUGUUCUCCACCAAGAUCUCCACCCACGUCUCCUUCCCACUGGAGAGCCUGGACCUGCAGCCCUUUCUGGCCAAAGACUGCUCGGCCCAGACCAGCACCUACGACCUCCUGUCCGUCAUCUGCCACCACGGCACCGCCAGCAGUGGCCAUUACAUUGCCUACUGCCGGAACGACUUCAACAACCUGUGGUAUGAGUUUGACGACCAAAGCGUCACGGAGGUCUCGGAGUCUUGCGUCCAAAAUGCAGAGGCCUAUGUGUUAUUCUACAAGAAGAGCAACGAGGAGUCCGUUAAGGAACGGCAGCGGGUCAACAGCCUGGUCAACAUGAUGGAGCCCAGCCUGAUGCAGUUCUACGUGUCACGCCAGUGGCUCAACAAGUUCCGCACCUUCGCCGAGCCGGGGCCCAUCUCCAACAAUGACUUCCUCUGCGCUCAUGGCGGUGUGCCACCACACAAGGCUUCUUACAUAGAUGACCUGGUGGUAAUGUUGCCGCAAAAUGUCUGGGACCAUCUCUACAGCAGGUACGGAGGAGGGCCUGCUGUCAACCACUUGUACGUCUGCCACACCUGUCAGAUGGAAAUCGAGAAGCUGGAGAAGAGACGCAAGACGGAGCUGGACAUGUUUGUCCGGCUGAAUAAGGCAUUCCAGGAGGAGAAGUCUGCUGUGGUCAUUUACUGCAUCAGCAUGCAGUGGUUCCGUGAGUGGGAGAGCUUUGUCAAAGGCAAAGACAGCGAACUUCCUGGGCCAAUUGACAACUCUAAAAUUGCAGUGAACAAGAAUGGCCACAUCACGCUCAAACAAGGCGCUGACUCUGGUCAGAUCUCCGAGGAGACGUGGAACUUCCUCCAUUCCAUCCACUGCGGCGGCCCUGUAGUGACUAUGCGGCCCAGUGUGGGCCACCAGGAGACAGACGUCUCCCAGACGGAGGAGAAGAUCGAGGUGGAGACACGCACUGUCUAGCCCAGCCUCUUCCUCCUCCACCUGUUCAUUCCGUGGAAGAGGGUGCAACGCCCACUGUCCUACUUAAAAAGAAAAGGAAACAAAUGAAAAACACUUCUCUCUCUUUUUUUUCUUCUUUUUUUGCACUUGACUUUUCUUUGUUUGUCCAAAGCUGAGAGUCUGCUUGUCUGAUCACCCCAUGCUAUCGCACAUCCUCUUUUGAUUUAUCUUCUCGGAAUGGUGAAGAAGAAACACCUUGACCGAUCAGAGGCGCCCAUGAUGUCCUUGUAUAUAAACCCCACCCACCCUCCCUCCCAUCAGCACUGGUGAAUACUGUCACACUGCCAGGUUGUGUCUGAAAAGAAAUGAAGCAUUUAAUUUUUAUUUUGUUCAGCUGAAGACUUGACUGAUUUGUGACAGUUUUUUUUAUUUCCAUGACCAAAUAGUGCAGACAUCAACCUUUGUCUUCUUGUGUAAUUGAAUACAGUGAAGAAUUAUACUGCAUCUGUAGAUAAUGGUCAAGGUACUCCUUCCCUAUUCUAAAGUGUUGUUGUAGUGAAUGAACAAAAGAAGCAAGGUCUUACUUGCAGCCGUGAUAAGCAAAAUCAAAAAGCUUAAGGGAUACUAAGUACUUACGAAGUAGUCUCAGGAAAGAUUUUUUUUUUUUUUUUUGCACUGUACUCUAGACUCAAUGCCGCAUGCUAUCCCUAAUGUCUGAUCUGUAUUUGAAUGUACCUGUACUUAAAGUAAGUCGAGUUCCUGCGCUAAAUGUUAUUUAUCCCAGAGGGGUGUGAUUUAAUAUAAUGUUUAUAGACUUUUUUUGUAGAAAAUAUUUGGCAAGCCAAAUUCAAUAAGCAUGCAUGCUUAACAGGGAGAUGUGAGCACAUGGCGUCAUUGGUAGAUAUGAUCAAGCCAUCUGAAAUUCACAGAUGUCAAAAUGGGUUGCAUGCACAUGCAAGAUUUGCUCAUCAUGUACAGAGCGCACACAUUUGCACCUCAGCUGACAUACAUAUUGACCUAUUAAAACAUAUUCCAUUGGGUAUCUCAAGUUAAGGCAUAAUUAUUUGUUGAAGGGCACGAUUCUUCAAUGUUCUGACUGGAAAGAUGAUUUUUAGAAUGACACUUGUACUAGGGGAAGAAUGCAUUUGCAAGUUUCUCUGAUGGUUUCGUCUGACAUGUUUAUAUUUUUCUUGGCUGGAUUACAUUAAAUGCAAAGAAAUUGACCACA
This is a messenger RNA of Clupea harengus (Atlantic herring), 4356 nucleotides long. RefSeq names its product ubiquitin specific peptidase 33 (gene usp33). Gene Ontology annotation, molecular function: zinc ion binding; cysteine-type deubiquitinase activity. The record is from RefSeq and is a predicted model, not a curated record. NCBI's taxonomy places the organism in Eukaryota, Metazoa, Chordata, Actinopteri, Clupeiformes, Clupeidae. Gene Ontology annotation, biological process: protein deubiquitination.